UGACUUUUCGGAUGAUUGUCGUGUUUUUUAGAAAUUUUCGCGCUAUUUAUCACUUUUCAGUUUUAUAAUUUCGUGGUGAGGUGCAAAAUUAAUGAAAAUUAAAUUGAUUUCAGUAUUUUUUUGUCUGAAUUAAUUUUAGAAUCGAUCAACCAACAUUUUGAACCGAAAUUAACGUAAUGGAAUCUAAAAACAAGAAUAUUUUUCAUCAAACCUCCAUUUCCAAACACUUACGUUGACGUUUAUCCGUUUCCAUGGAGCAUCGAAACACAUCCAGCGUCCAACCUAUCUCAAAUCUUCACUAAUAAUUUAUUAUUACCAUGUUAAAAUCUCGUAUGUUUUUCGGUCUAAACACCAGUAUCAAGAAAAACGCACACUUCAUAUCAGACGAAGAAAUUCUCUACCCUGCCGGAGGUGUCAUAACAAUACACAAUCACCGAGAAAAAACUCAGCGCUACAUCAACUUUCCCAGCUCCGAAAAAGAAAUCUCCGUGAUAUCUGUUUCUCUGAAGAAGAAAUGCAUCGCAGUAGCUGAAAAAGGAGAUAUAGGUGAAAAACCUAGAAUAUUCGUCUACGACUUGGAAACCUUGCAAAGGAAAACAGUGCUGGGGAUUCCGUUCGAAGUAAACACCAGAGAAUUCAUGCGUUUGAUUUUUACCCACGAUGGAGUACACAUCGCAGCACUUACCGGAGGUCCCGAUUACAUAAUGUAUUAUUACAAUUGGCAAAGUGGUAAAAUCGAAAGUCAAGCUAAAGCAAAUAAUCCUCCUAGUACACCUGGUCCUGUUACAGAUGUAACUUACCUACCUAACAAUAUCGAAAACCAGAAACACAAUUUCAAUAUUACAGUUAGAUUCAUUUCACAGAUGGCUGUUAAUCCUAAAGACGCUACGAUCGUAGUCUUCGUAGGAGUUAGCUUAUUUCGAUUACUCAGCAUGUCUGAAAACGUAUGGAGACAAUAUGGGUUUCAAAAAGCUCAGAAUUUUUCCAUACUAUCAGUUUGCUGGCUCACCGACGAUCGAGUUUUAGCCAGUUGCAAGGAUGGUAAAGUAAUCAUCGUUCAGUCUGGUGAUUUAAAUGGAGUAUAUAACAUAAACGAUAUCAACGAAAUCAAUAUUGUAACCACCGUUGAAAGUAAAAAAGAACCGGUGAAGACUUUUAGUAGAACAGCUAGUAAGUUCAUCACAACUAAAGAACCGGAGAAAAAAGAUCAGGAAGUACGAUGCUUAGUGGCGAUAAAUUCAGGCUUCUUGUACUCUCAGAAACCGGGGCAAGUGGUGUAUUUUGAAAAAACUAGCAAAACAAGUUACAAAAGAUCAACGACGUUCGUAAUUAAAAAAGACGUCCUAUGUCACGAUGCAGAUUACGACCAGCUUUAUUACAUACAUUGCAUAGGUAUCAAUCUCGAUGGAACCAAACUACUCUGUACGACGAAUCGAUCGCAAAUAUACUGGGCUGAUUUACAAGGCAAUAAAGACUCAGAGGUACAAGAAUUCGACGUGUUUGAGGAACCACUGCAUCAUGGUCCGGUUGCUGGCCUGAGUACUUGUUUAUGGAAACCUAUAUUUAUGACUUGUGGCGAAUACGAUAAUUCUGUUAGAAUCUGGAAUUACGCUACGAUGAAAUUAUUACUAAAUCAGACUUUCAUCGAAGACGUUAAAUGUAUUUCUUUACAUCCUACCGGGCUCUACGCGUUGAUUGGAUUUUCCGAUAAAGUCAGAUUUUUCCUCGUUUUAAUCAACGAAUUGCAAACUUAUCGCGAAUUUGAUAUUCGUCAAUGUCACAUUUUGUCAUUCAGCAACAACGGUCAUUUAUUUGCUACAGAAUGCGACUACGAUAUCGUCGUAUUUUCUUCGAUAACUUUCCACAAGUUGUUUUCUUUUCAAGGUCAUUAUCAGCAGAUUACAUCUUUAAAAUGGUCCUACAAUGAUCUCGUAUUGCACACUAGCAGCACGAACGGAGCUGUUUAUCAAUGGAGCAUUGAAAAGAAUACUAGGAUAUCGGAUGUAGUUAUGCAAGAGGUGGAAAUCAAAGGACUGAUCGCGUUAGAUGAUAAAAAAACCGUUUGCAUUGCAAAUGAUGGAAGUAUUAGAGAAAUUACCGACGUUAAGCUAACUCUCAAUACGAAUCUGAAUCACGAAAAUUCAACGACCUUGGACGCUAUUACUUUUAUUCCAAGUGCUAAUUGUUUACUGUUAUCCGGUAAAAACGGUAUAAUUAUUUCGCUCAAGUAUCCCAUCAACGAAGAGCCAGAAUUCAGCUUUUACUCGAUGCAUAAUAAAUCAGUGAAACAAUUCUGCAUUAUGAACAAAGAACAAACAUUCGUCUCGUGUGGAAUCGACGGCACAGUUUGUAUUUGGGAUAUCGUACCAAAUAUGGGCCAACCCAGCGAUAACUACUUCAAAGAGAUUCUAAUCAACGUAGACGAAUUAGCCGAAAAGAAUCAAAACCUAUACCACCUCGAAAGCAGAAUACACGAGAUGGCGGCAGAACACACUUUCGAAAUAAAACGUUUAGAAAGUUCCUAUACUGAAAAAAUACAGCUUUUAGAAGAAAACAAUUCGAGUAUAGUGAAAAAUUUGAAAAAAAGAAUCAAGACUUUGGAAAAAGAACAUUCCAUGGAAUUGAAUAGGAUCCAUUUGGAUAUAACUCAAAUGAGACAAACGCAUACGAUGGAAAUGGAUAAAUUAGAUUCGAAUUUUAAUAACAAACUGCUGUACGAGUUUCAGAAAUACGAUUUAUUGAAAGACGAAAUGGAUAAGAUGAAGAAUCGUUACGAAAAGGAACUAGCAACCUUGAAGCAAACUCAAGAUACUGAAAAAGAAUCACAGAAAACUCAAUUUACCAAGGAAAUUGACGAUUCGAAAAAAGCUCUGAUCCAACUUCAAAGCACUUUGGACGUCGAAACACGAAAUCAUCGAGAAACUUUAUCAAACUUGCAAGGGAAAUUCUCAUCAGAUAUCGACGACUUGAAGGCAAACUACGAGUCUCAAUUGAAAGCAGAAAAAACAAAGACAUCUAAUCUCGAGACCGAACUGGGAAUUACUAAAAAGAAAUUAGCGAUGCUUCAAAAGGAAAAAGAAGACUUCAAAAGCAGUAAAAUGGCUUCCGAAACCGAAUACGACAAUUUGAAGCAAAAACACUCCGAAUCGCUCAAUCAAAUAGUAAACUUGAAGAAAAUAAUUCAAGAUAAAAUUGAUAACAUCGAACAAGAGAAAAAACAUAUCGCAGAAUUACGUAAAAAUCUCAAAGAAAUGGCUCAUUCUAAAUCCAAUCUCGAUACCAAUAUCAAUUUACUAGAGAAACAAAUUCAGUCGAAUGAUCACCAAUUGGAACUGAAAUCUAGAGAGAUUCAUGAGUUGGAAAAAACCAUAAAAAAAGAAGAAAAAGAUAAGAUAAAGCUACAAAACCAAAUACUCCAUUUAACCACCAAACUUCGAGGAAAAGAAUCCCUCAUGCAAAUGGACAUUUCAAAGUUACAAAUCGUCAGACAGCAAAUUGAAAGCAUGAAGAACGAAAUCUACCACCUUAAAGACCUAAUACAAAAUCCAAUCGAAUUAAAAAAACAAGUUAAAGAAUUAUUAUCAAAAUACACUACAGCAGAUAAAGAAGCGGGUCAGUAAAACGGCGAAACGUAAAACACUCCGUGUAUAUUUUUUUUUUUUUUUAGUCAUCACACCAUUUUUACAAAAACAUUACAAUUAGAAAUUUACAAAAAAAAAAUCUAAAUAAAGCCACUCGUUUCAUUGAAAAACACUCUUUUUUGC
Molecule: messenger RNA, 3764 nt
Organism: Planococcus citri (citrus mealybug)
Lineage: Eukaryota; Metazoa; Arthropoda; Insecta; Hemiptera; Pseudococcidae
Gene: tous
Product: testes of unusual size
Exons: 15
Coding region: 318-3620 (1100 amino acids)
Molecular function (GO): protein binding
Source: RefSeq, a predicted model, not a curated record